Molecule: messenger RNA, 2695 nt
Organism: Strongylocentrotus purpuratus (purple sea urchin)
Lineage: Eukaryota; Metazoa; Echinodermata; Echinoidea; Camarodonta; Strongylocentrotidae
Product: angiopoietin-1 receptor-like
Exons: 12
Coding region: 1-2004 (667 amino acids)
Molecular function (GO): protein binding
Source: RefSeq, a predicted model, not a curated record
AUGUAUCUUGUACUUCUUUCUGAUGAUUUAUGUACUAAUAAUACAUAUGGUCCAGGAUGUUCACAGAUAUGUAACUGUGCCGUAGGUACAUCAUGUGACAUCUAUAGUGGAAUAUGUACAGGUGGAUGUCAGACUGGCUGGUCUGGGGACAACUGUCAAAUUCCAGAUGAAUGUGAAGACGGUUACUACGGAUCUCAAUGCUCUGAUAAAUGUCAUUGCUUGAAUGAUGAACCAUGUGGUAAAGAUACUGGACGGUGCCCUGAACAGAAGUGUGCUCUAGGAUACAAAGUACGCAGUGGCCAGGUCAAAUGUCAAGAGUGUGAAGUCGGUACCUUUGGUUUGGAUUGUCUUCAGCAAUGUCACUGUGCUCCAGAGGCUUGCGAGACGGAGAGGGGUCUUUGCAAGCGACAAUGCCAUGAAGGCUGGAUUGGACCGUACUGUCAAAGAAUAUCAAGAUCGGUUCCAGAGAGAGUGAACCCAUACCAACCAUCUAGCUUCACAUGUUAUGUUGAGGAUAUUCCACCUCCCGAUGCAUCCUCGGUCGAUCUUUAUAGACGUACUGGAAGCACCAAUAACAGGACAGGAAUCACCAGAACAUCUAGCACUGUCUCAGGGUCAGAACGAGCUGUUGUCUUUCAUGUUGAUAGCGUGUAUCCACAGGAAUAUGGUGGAUACGUUUGCAUUCUAUAUGUUGGAAACAUCGGCUAUCCCAGUACGCCCGUUACCAACGCAACCUAUGUUCUGCCAGUCAUUGAGAAAGCACCAGUGAUAGCGAGCACCACGUCAACUACAGUAGGUUUUCAAUGGAAUGCAUGGUCUGAAGAAGAUGACAUAGGUGAUCCUACUCUUGUAGGAUAUGUUUUUUUGGUAAAUCAGGAUGGUGACUGGGUAACGGAACAGAGAGUAGAUCAACUCACAACAUCAGCCAUCGUUAGUAACCUGACACCCGACACAGAUUACAUGUUCCGUAUAGCAGCAGUGAGGGAAGGAACCGGUGGAACAGGACCUGUGUCUCCUAGUAGCAAAGCAAUAACUCGCUGUAGAAAACCCAGUGCUUCUCCAACGGGACUACAAGUUUCAGCCAUUAACCUGAAAGAGCUAGAGGUGACAUGGGAGCACAUCCCCUCGGAAUCAGCAGAAUGCAGGAGUGGAGUGACUCAUUAUCUGAUCUACUACGCUGCCUCUGGUUCAACUUUGUUGAACUCUCUCAUGGUUCCUAAUGACACAAGCUCCUACACGAUAAGAGGGUUAGAUAUAUAUCUGGACUAUACCAUUCAAAUAACUGCAUCAAAUAAAGACGAAGAGAGUGAUAUGAGCAGGGAGACUAUCGGCAAAACAAUUGAAGAAGUUGCACCUAGUCCGAUCAACUUGGCUAUAUCACAAAGUACUAUAAGCUCCUUCACUGUAUCCUGGUCUACUCCUAUACCAUCUAACAUUAAUGGUAACAUCCAGAAGUAUAUCAUCCGCUACAAGCGAACUGAUGGUGGCUAUAAGAUGGAGGAAGUAUUGAAUGGUGCGUUUGAAGGAGAGUAUACUGUUAUAGACCUGAUAGCAGAAACCAUCUACUCAGUUCAGGUACGGACUGUUAAUGGAGCUGGUUUUAGUAAUUGGUCAGAACCUGUGAAUGCUAAGACUAUACAAUCAGGUGGCCCUUCCAGUGCAUCAGUUAGACUGAUAGUAGGGGGUUCCAUGGCUGCCCUCAUUAUCAUCAUCCUGGUCAUUGUUCUCGCCCUCGUCAUCUUUAGAAGGAAGAAACAAAGACGUUCAAAGGCCGAACCGUCGCCACCAAACAAUGCACGUGAGACAUCAUCAAAGCAUGAGAAUCGUGCAUUUGAUGACUCCAACCAAGACCCCAAUACUUACGAAGACCAAAAUACUGAUACACCAUACUACCAGAAUCUUACCGACCCCCAUACCUAUCAAGGUCUGAAGAAACCCACCAUUACCGUACCCUAUCCAGAUAUCAACAAAUCAGAUCUGGAAGACACUUACGAAGAAAUAUAGAAGCAAAUCAAGCGAGGCAGAGAGUUAUGGUGCCGACAGUGAUACAUCCUGGAUCAACAAUAAUGACCAUGUUAUGCAAUUAACAUAGUUGGCAAUAUUCAUCAUGAUGAUCAUACUUCCUUACUAAUGUCCAUAAUACGGAGAUAAUCUAUUUCAAUUAUUACAAGAAUUUAUAACAAAACUUGCUACUUUCAAAAUCUUAUAGAAAGAGUAAAUCAGUUAUGUCAUUUUUAUAUUAUUACUGGCUUGCAAAUAAAGGGAUGAAAGGGUAGAUUUAUGUCUUAAUUUUUCAAAUUAACAAAUAUUCACAAUGCACAGAUACCGCUUUUGAAUUAUUCACUACUAUUGCACAGGAAAUAUAUAUUUUUUAAUCUGUUUUUCUCUUGAGGUAGUGAAACGUUCGUCAUUGAUAAUUCAAAGCUCUCUUUUUAGAUUUUUGAGACGUGUAUAGAUAAUAAAAACUAUUUAGUUUUGGUAUUAUGUAAGACUAUAUAUUAUUCAGUAUUUAAUUGAAGGCCUAUUACCCACAAGCACAAUUGUCUUAGAGAUUUAGUAUAAUUUCUUUAAAACUAGUCGGUCACUCUUGUGCGUGAAUGUAAAAAUGCAUGAUAGACAGUUACAUAUAAAGUUGAGUUCUGGUCAUGCAAUUGCAUUUUAAGAGAAAAUGUAUGGAAUGGAUCAGAAAAUGUUA